Colletes gigas is the source of this 2527-nucleotide messenger RNA. Its product is annotated as tetratricopeptide repeat protein 39B-like. NCBI's taxonomy places the organism in Eukaryota, Metazoa, Arthropoda, Insecta, Hymenoptera, Colletidae. The transcript is spliced from 11 exons. Gene Ontology annotation, molecular function: protein binding. The record is from RefSeq and is a predicted model, not a curated record. The coding region runs from base 303 to 2027 and encodes 574 amino acids.
CGACCGAGUGCACUGCACGGAGGGCUCGGCUGUGUUUGACAUCGCUGCUUCGUUAGUCGAUCGCGUGCGUUCUACACUGUCACGUUUGCAGCGGUGUAUUUAAAGAAUUCUAGCCAAUGUUAAGCGAAAAUAUGUAAGGAAGCACAUAAUCGCUUCUGUUCCGCAGUGUACGCAUUUAGAAUCGAAUCGCGUUAUUUAGAAAUGACUACGCGUAGACGUUAGUUUCAGUUUUUUCCGUAAAUCGAUCCCUUUGCUGUUUGACGUUUGUUGGAUUAAUGGCAUUUUAUAAACACUAAUCUAAAAUGUCGGACAUUGAAGAAGAUGAGUUUCAAGAUGCUCAUGAGUCCAUACCGGAACCUACCACCAUGGAUCUGGAUACAGCAAUAAUGGAAGCAAGGAAAGCAAUACAUUGCUUUUUCAACAAUGAUUUCGAGGAAGCAAGAAAAAUUAUGGCACCAUGGGCAGACAGGAGCAUGUAUCAUUCUUUAGGAACGAGUGUAUUUGCAUUUCUCGAAGCCAUUCUUACAUUCGAACAAAAAUACAUUGAAAAAGCAGCCGCAGCCGUGAAACAAUGUAUGAGCGUAUGCUUGAAGCAACGUAAACACGUUACGCUAACGCAAAAUAUUGGCAAAAUGGUCAAGAAGACUAAUUACGAUAAUUAUACAAUUGAGGAAGUGCAUGCGGAGCUCUGUUAUGCCGAGUCACUCCUUUUAAAAUCGAUGCUCACGUUCGUGGAAGAUGAAACUCUGGUCAGCUUCGUUAAAGCUGGAUUGAAAAUUCGUACCUGCUUUCUGUCGUAUAAGGAAUGUUUAACAAUUUUAAAUAGCCGUAAGUGGGAGAAUGAUGCUCAUAAAAUACAUUUCGAAAGCGGCGUUCGCACGGGAAUCGGAGCAUUUAAUUUGAUGAUUUCACUGUUACCUGCGAAAAUUAUUAAACUGUUAGAGUUUAUUGGAUUUUCUGGCAACAAGGAGUAUGGUUUAUCGGAAUUAGAAGCAGGAUACAGAGAAAGAAGAGGGCUGAGGCACGUGUUGUGCGCGAUGAUUCUUUUAUCUUACAACCUGAUAGUAUCUUUCGUGCUGAGUCACACAGACGGUGAUCUUGGCUGGUGCGAAAAAGUUUUAGAAGAGGAAUUAAGCCUUUAUCCGAACGGCGUUUGGUUUUUGUUUUUCAAGGGCCGGUUAGAAUUGGCAAGAGGAAAUUUUGAGAAUUCCAUAGAAUGGUAUACCAAGUCCUGGAAGAGCCAAGAGUUAUGGCCUCAAUUUCAUCACCUUUGUUUUUGGGAAAUGAUGUGGGCGCAUUGUUCUCUGCAGCAAUGGAGUCGGGCCGCAACGUUCGCUAGCACGUUGGCCGACGAAUCGAACUGGUCGCGUACCAUUUAUUUGUAUCAGAAAGCCGCUAUACUUAUCAUGCAGAAACCACCGUCUAAAAGCGAAGAGAAACAGCUGAUAGAUACUUUAAUGAUGCAAGCGCCUACGCUUAAACAACGCAUAGCGGGAAAGUCAUUGCCGAUGGAGAAGUUUGUAAUUAAAAAAACCGAACGUUAUUUUGCUCAGAAAAAAAAUCUAGUCCUUCCUGUAUUUGAACUUAUGUACGUGUGGAACUUAUUCCGAAUAGUUGGCAAACGUCAAGAUUUAAUAUUAAAUAUAUUUAAAUUGGUAGAAGAGGCUGAGAAGGAACUAACGAAAAUGUCGAAAACUGAGUUUCAUACGGAUAACGAAGCGCUCUUGUUGCUUCUAAAGGGCGCUUGUUUACGGCAGAUGAAACAUCCUUUGUUAGCCGAGGAUUGUUUAACACGUGUUCUCAGGUUGGAUAAAUUAAUUAAAGAGGACACCUAUAUACUUCCUUACGCAACAGUAGAGUUAGCUUUGUUGGCACAAGAUCAAGGAAACAUUCAACUUGCUAUUGGAUUUCUGGAAGAUGCUAAAAAAAACUUUACUGGAUAUCCAUUAGAAUCGAGAUUACAUUUUAGAAUUCAUUCCGACUUAAUGAAAUUGACCGGGGAAAAGGCUGAGGAUAUUUCAGUGUAAUGAUAUCCAGGAAAUAUAAGGUUUAUGGACAAAUUUAAUUACUGCCAAUAGUAUCACUAUUGCAGGACCAAGCACUGCUGAUUUUGUUAACGAGUCGUUUUUACGGAGCAAAUUGUUAUAUAAUUUUUAAUUUGUUUUAACAGAAUGAUUAAUUUCUUCUGACAUUAAUCUUUUUCUAUAUUAUAAUAUACCGUAAACGUCCGGUUGCUGAUUCUCACACGUGGAUUAUUAAUUCUAGCGAUCGACGUUCGUUAAAUGUUACACAUGUAGCUAGUGUACAUGUCACAACUAGUUCAAAUGGUCUAAAGAAAGAUUUAGGGAUUAAAUUAUUUUUUUAAUUUUAAAUUAUUUUUACUAUGAAAUACAUUAAUAAACCAUUAUAGGCACCAAUUUAAUUGGUGUUAGUAAAAGUAUAAUAUCAGUGUUGUUUGUGUGUAUACAUACACGCGAUCUUUGACACACAUGUUGCAUUUACACUGUUUCAUAAAUUGUAAAUCGAA